GCUCUUUCCAUGGGGUAUCCUUCCUACUGCAGAUUGGUUUGACAAGAGAGACUGUGAACCUGGAUGGUAAUGACCUGUCACUGUCUGCUGUUAAGGACCUCGUGUGCUCCAUUGUGGACCAGAAGGUUUCUUCUCUGCUGCAGUACCAGAACAUGUGGAGUUGCUGUCCUGUCCCAUGGUUACAUGCAUCUGUGCAUGUAUUGACAGUGACAAGAUAAGUUUUCUCAUUUCUUCAGUCGAACAAGACAACUUCUUGUGUAUGAGCUAUGAAUCAUUUGAGGCAAGCAUGCACACACAGCCUAUCGUUUGCUCUAACUUAAGACAUAGCAUGUUUUCCUUGGUGCAGGCCAAGAAAAUAUUUUCCAUUCACUGGAUUUUGAGUGGAUUUUAGUUCAGUGUAGCUCAACCAGUCAUUGGCUGUAUAGUCAUUAAUCAGCCCUGAUACAAGAAAAUCACAAAUCGCGCAUCAAGGAUCAAUAGAUCCUGGCCCAUGUUUCAUAACCACUGGGUUAAUACUGGCUGAGUGAAUAGGACUUUAAAAUUAGUUUCAACAAGAAGAAGCAGAACAACAACCACUUGAGUGGCGAUUUGACAGUCCCCAGCCUGUAAAAAUGCUUUAUCAAUCCUCUUGGGGACUCAAUAGUUUGGCGGUCAUACAAAAUUUGAUAGUGAAGUACUAUUUUCAUCUAGUCUUUACUCUGCAGAUUUUUUUUUCUUUUAUAAAUAUUAGUAGGCUAUUGAAUAUUUUUGCUUGAUGAAUAAAUCGUGUUACACACCUCAACUUAGGCAGCAUCUCCACUCGUCUGCGGGACAAUCAGAUUUUAGAUGGGACUCACGCAUGACUCGGUGAAAUUAAACACACUCAAGUAGAAAACUUCGGUGUCAGGAUAAGCGAUGAGACAGCAUAGAAUAGGAUGCCAACAUACUCACACUCACAUGGGUUUCACACAAAUAUUGGGUUCUUGACUACCUGGCUAAUUUAUGUACACUUCACCCCUCCCAAUCACUUAUCUCUCAGACCCCCCCCCCCCCCCCCACAUGGUGUCAACCAGAACUACAGCUAGCUAACGAUAGCACCAACAUAUUCAUAGUUAGUUAGAGUAGGUGUUUAAUGUAUUUCUUGUUGUUUGUGCUUCUUCUGUCUCUCGCUCCCACUUUUCUUCUGUUCCGCCAUAACCCCUUCUUGUUCGCUGCUUUCUCCUAAUAAAUGAGGUACGUUGGAUGUGUGUUGGAUGGAUGUAUGUCAUACCCCCAUGUGAUACAUUUAAGCAUGCUUCGGAUCAAUUGGACACUCAGAUCUCCAUUCUCAGUGCCAAGCAGCUGAACAGGACAGGUUUUAAAAAAAAAAAUGUGGCUGAGGAGAGGGAAGUCUGGGCUUCCCUGCUAAAGCUGCUGCCCCGCGACCUGACCCCGGAUUAACCGGUAGAUGAUGGAUGGAUAAAUGGUACUUAAGUAUUUGUCAGUAAUAUCAUGAAAAAGUGUUGAAAUUAGUCAAUUAAAAUGCUAAUCUGAUUCUCGAGUCCUGUGAAUAGGGUGAUGCGUAAAGAUUAAUGUUUCAUAGUGUUUGGUAAUUAUACAGUUGAAUGUGUUGUUUUGUUACGUUGUUUUUUUUUUUAAAUAUUGAUUUACGUUUGUAUUGCACAAACAUUGAGACUUGAAAAGGAACAUUAUCAGUCAAAGAACACAUUUAUCGUUAUCUGGAAAUAGCACCUUUUACCACACGGAUCUUGUGACAUUCUUUAUCCUCAAGCUAAGUAAAUGAACCAUUGCCUUUGAGCUCUAACUGGUUGAAUGUUUCCUUUCGUAACAUCAUUCUAGUUAAUUCCUUAUCAAGACUGUUAAAAGGUUAGGUAGGUUCUAGAGCAGGGUCCGGAUCUAGUGAACCCUGUUCUAGAACAAUGUUAGAUGGAAUUUAAAGAUCGCUGGAUUGUUCCUACAAUUUUGCCUAAGUCCUGUCGAUUUGUCAUGAAACAACACACCAAGGGCCGGAUUUAGCAACAUCCCAAAUAGCAGGGGCUAAAUUGUGUGUACGCUCUUAACAGACUGUGCUGUUAAUGUGCAUUUUACAUGUUUUAAUCAAGCUCGCUGCACAUUUGACUUGGACCAGAGCAUCACAAAUGAAAAUGACUGGCAACUAUGGGGCACCUUAGACCAUACACUGAUCAAUUUGACAAUAUACCCUACGAUGUGAAAUGCGCCAACCUGCCGUGACUUUUGAGACUCCAUGUACAGUAUAUUAUACUGUAUCACUUGUUAAAAAACAUUUUAAAAAUUGUGUCAGUCAAGGAAGGUGUGAGGUUUCCUACACAAAGAGGACGUGGGUUUGAAUAAAGGGAUUGUGCAGACACUUUUAAAAGGAGAGUUUCCUCCCCUUCACAUGAAUAAAUUCUGCAAGUGCCACUAGUGUCCCAGUGUUUUAGGCUAUGUUUAAAAAAUACCUUAUUUCACAUUUGUCUGGAUUUUCCACCUCAUACACACCUUCCUUUUUUACUCUGUUUUCCCAACUCUGUCUCACUUUGCUGCUCAUAAGAGGAUUUAACAUAUCAAUUGUAGAGUUGAUCAUUUAACAAAAGCUUACUACUGCAAAGCUCCUUUACACUUGUCUUUCCAGGCUGACUUGUAGACCUCACACGCAGAUUCACAGCUCGGAGGUCUUUGGUGUGCAUGUGUGGUCACUACCACUCAGUUCCAUUGAUUUCAGUUUGAAGUAGACUAAAGGCAUGCAGAGUCGCUAUGGACUCCAAGGAUGUAUAGAAUGCCAUGUGUUGGUAGGGCUGCAUAAGGGAUAAUAAUGACUACUUGGUUUCCACCUGGUCUUAUUAAAUGCAGGAAGGAAGCAGCAUUGACACGAGAAUGCAUGCAGAUUUUGCUGGUGUAGAAUGGGAUCUGAUGUCUGUGGAAAUUUUUGCAUCGAAUGCGAGUGUGAACGGCUGUCUGAGUUUCAAAGCUGGUAUGUCACUGGAGUGAAAACCUCUGGGACACAGCAGUCACCACAGGAAGGAUGCCCCCUACUCUCUUUGCCCACCAAGUGUUCAAGGUUUAAUGAAAGCGGUACUGACGAUAACCUCAGAGGGUAAUGAGUUCCCAGAGUGUGGCUUCUUUGGCAUGUACGACAAGAUCUUGCUAUUCCGCCAUGACCUGAAUGAUGAAAACAUCCUGCAGAGGUUGACCUCAGCAGAAGACAUCCACGAGGGAGACCUAAUUGAGGUGGUGCUCUCUGCCCAAGCCACAGUUGAAGACUUCCAGAUUCGACCUCAUGCCCUGUAUGUCCACUCCUACAAAGCCCCCACCUUUUGUGACUACUGCGGGGAGAUGCUAUGGGGACUUGUUCGACAGGGGCUUAAAUGUGAAGGAUGUGGGCUAAACUACCACAAGCGCUGCGCUUUUAAGAUUCCAAAUAACUGUACUGGUGUGAGGAAGAGGAGAUUGUCCAAUGUCUCGCUGCCAGGACCGUCGCUCUCUGUUCCCCGACCAGUACCUGCAGAGAAUACAGCAGUUGUCUUGGAUGAGCAGCAGCAGAAGUCUCAUCAAGAAGCAGGGAAGAGAAUCCUGUCCUGGAGUGGCAGGCCUAUCUGGAUGGAGAAGAUGGUUCUAGGUCGGGUUAAGGUGCCUCACACCUUUGCCAUUCACACCUACACUCGACCCACUAUCUGCCAGUACUGCAAGCGUCUGCUUAAGGGAAUCUUUCGACAGGGAAUGCAGUGCAAAGAUUGCAGGUUCAAUUGUCAUAAGCGGUGUGCUUCAAAGGUACCAAGAGACUGUUUGGGUGAAGUUGAUUUUAACGGAGAGCCAGCCAGCCCUGGUCCAGAGUCUGAUAACACUCUGGAUACAAUGGAAGUGGACAGCAGUGAUAUGGAAGGCAGCAGGGGACUGGAUGACUCUGAGGAACUCUCCACUCCUGAGGAGAGAAUGUUCGACAUGGAUUCUCCUUUCUUAGAUCGGGAAAAAGAUGAAGAACCUAUUAAGGCUAUUAGCCCUUCCACAAGCACCAACAUCCCAUUGAUGCGGGUGGUCCAGUCAAUCAAACACACUAAGAGGCGGAGUUCCACUGUGGUGAAGGAGGGCUGGAUGGUUCAUUAUACCAGCAGAGAUAACUUGAGGAAAAGGCACUACUGGCGACUGGACAGCAAAAGUCUAAGUCUUUUUCAGAAUGACACAGGAGCCAAGUUUUACAAAGAAAUCCCUUUGUCUGAGAUUCUCCAGGUAGAACAGUGCAGAGAUUACAAUAAUCUGGCCCAAGGAAGCAACCCACACUGCUUUGAGAUCAUCACAGCCACCAUGGUCUACUAUGUGGGGGAGAACAAUGGCAAUCACUAUCACAGCCCUGUUCUGGCUGCUUCAGGAGUGGGCAUGGAGGUUGCACAAGGUUGGGAGAAGGCCAUCAGACAGGCCCUAAUGCCAGUCACACCUCAGCCUAGUCUGGCAAGUCUUGCAGGCCCAGGCAAAGAUCAUAGAGAGCUGUCCAUCAGCAUAUCUGUGUCCAACUGCCAAAUUCAAGAAAAUGUGGAUAUUGCCUCGGUGUACCAAAUAUUCUCAGAUGAAGUGCUGGGAUCGGGACAAUUUGGCAUUGUGUAUGGAGGUAAACACAGGAAGAGCGGCAGAGAUGUGGCUAUAAAGGUUAUUGACAAGAUGAGAUUCCCUACCAAGCAAGAGAGCCAGCUGAGGAAUGAGGUUGCCAUUUUGCAGAAUCUCCAUCACCCAGGAAUUGUCAACCUGGAAUGCAUGUUUGAGACACCCGAGCGGGUGUUUGUAGUGAUGGAGAAGCUGCAUGGUGACAUGCUGGAAAUGAUCCUGUCUAGUGAGAAGAGCAAACUGCCUGAACGAAUAACGAAGUUUUUAGUUACACAGAUUCUGGUGGCCUUGCGACAUCUGCACUUCAAAAACAUAGUUCACUGCGACUUGAAGCCUGAGAAUGUACUGUUGGCCUCUGCAGAACCUUUUCCCCAGGUAAAGCUGUGUGACUUUGGCUUUGCCCGCAUCAUUGGUGAGAAGUCUUUCCGCCGGUCAGUUGUGGGCACUCCAGCUUACCUGGCUCCAGAGGUCCUGCGUAGUAAAGGCUACAAUCGCUCAUUGGACAUGUGGUCUGUGGGAGUUAUUGUGUACGUUAGCUUGAGCGGGACAUUCCCUUUCAAUGAGGACGAAGACAUCAACGAUCAGAUUCAGAAUGCUGCCUUUAUGUACCCUCCUACACCUUGGAAGGACAUCUCAGCAGAAGCCACAGAUCUGAUCAAUAAUCUCCUCCAAGUGAAGAUGAGGAAGAGGUACAGUGUCGACAAGUGUCUCAGUCAUCCUUGGUUGCAGGAUUAUCAGACAUGGUUGGACCUCAGGGACUUUGAGACGCGACGAGGCGAACGCUACAUCACUCACGAAAGUGAUGACGCACGCUGGGAGGAGUACGCAGAUGAGCACAGUCUUGUUUACCCCAAACAUUUCAUCAUGGCACCCAACCUGGACGACAUGGACGAGGAUCCCUAGUGGCACAAGGGACUUGAACCACAAUUAUUUAGGAAGACCACAGGGAACGUUUUGCUUCAAAUUUUAGGAGCUGUAGGUCAAGCCCCUCCAAUCAACAGUUUGCUGUGGAAACAGGAGGGCUCAUGAUGCAUGGAAAAGCCCAAGUUUGUAGCGUGCUGCACUGCUACAAGUCAAGCUGAGGAUGUGCGCCACAGAAAUUGAGGAGAGAUUGACAUUGUCCUCUUUGCAUCAUACAUACACAUUCCAUGGAUGUAAUGACAAUCAUACCAAGAGAAACUUGAUUGUCUUUUUUUUGACAGUUGUAGUUCAUUUUUAGUAAUAAUAUGGUUGUGUUCUUUGUUUAUAUGAGAAGAGGUUGACGGAGAGAGAUGAAGCUCAUCCCAGAGGUAAAGGGCACUUUUUGCAAGGGAUUUGGUGUCUGAGAAUUUAUCACAUGUACUGUAAAUUCUCAUUUCCAAACAGUUUGUGAGACUGUCCUUUGGCAUGAAACUGGAAGAAUGGUGUGUAUUUUGUAUAUUGCUUUAAUGUAUUUAGUAAUUCUGGUGAUGUUUUGCACUAUAUUGCAUUGAACAUUCCAAUGGAAACUCCAUUUGCUGCUACAGAGGGCACGUCUGGUCUUGGUGCACAGUCAGUGAAAACUAACCGGUUGAGCUCAUGAUGCAUAAUGAGUGCCUGACAUGUUUUUUUCAUCUGAGCUAUGGCCUAAAAAAACUCUUCUGGAGUACUAUGAACCCAUAGGCAUAAUUAGUCAGUACAUGCAAUUUGACACAAAUGGACUUUUUUUUACUUCAGUGUUAGUCUCAAACCAGCAAUGUGAGCUUUGUGUUCAUUUUUACUAUUUUAAACCCUGUAAGCAUCCAUUUAUGGGAUAUGUGAUUUUUUUUUUAAUGCUCUGUAAACUGCAGAGAGCAGCGGUGCCACAUGGAACAAAACUAUCCAUUGUGUGUAUGAUGCUGAUGUCUGAAUUAGUCAUUUUAGUACAGUAUGUUCACAAUGGCAGAUUAGUGUACAGCAGUUUUGUAGUUGAAUCUGGUCUUGUGAUCUGGGAGUACAUUUUCAACUGUUGCCGCUGGAUUGGCAGAUUUUUAUUUUUAAUUUCUAUGCAUACAAUUGAAAUUAAAGACAACACUUUCUAACGGAGAAGUAAAUCCAUACAGUUUUAAACUUCUCAUUGCUGUGUGUCUAAUCUUAGUUGAAGAAAUAUGUGCUGACCCCAACAUAAACAGCUCGAGCUUGCUCUCUGGUUGUUGUACUGUUUUAAAAUUGUAUCAUAGUGAGGGACUUGCCCCCCCCCCCCCCUUCUCUUUCCAUGUCACAGGUUUCUGAACAGAUGGAUGUGAUUCUGGGACAGUCACCGCAAGGGAAUAAUGACAUGGUGAAAGAGUGACUGCAAUGUGGGAGAUUGUGGGGUCUUUGAAAUUGUACAUGAUAAAUGUUAUCAUGGGACCCCUUAAGUAUCAAAUGUGUAUCCAACUGCAGCAGUAAGAAAUUACAGAGAUUUGGACAGUUGUGAUUAAUCUAACUCCCCCCCCCAUUCCUCCUCUGAUGGUUUCUGCAAUGACCACUAAAUGCAGCAAGCCCAACUCGUAAUAACCACUGUGGAGAAGUUGAGAGAAAAACGUUUUUUCUCUCGAGUGGCUAUCCAAUACUGUCCGCCUUUAUCUGCUCACUUGAAUUCUUUCAAGAUGUGAACUUUUCUGGCCAAAAUGACCCCAUUAACCUUUGUGACGAAAACUGCUUCUCCACUAGAGAGACUCACAAAAUACUCAGAAAAUUCUGUGUAAUGUCUCCCCCUCUGGUUGGACAGAUGCAUUACUGACUUUUGUUAAAACUGAUAAUCACAGGGCUGUUAAUUGCAAUUCAUAAAAAGACGCUAAUGUGAAAUUUUAUAAACGGCCAAUCUACAAAUCUUUUUCAUAUUACAGUAGUAUUUCCAUCUAUUGAUAUAUUUUCUGUAGUGCUUGUCCUCAGCAUGAAGUGGGGUGAGGUGAACCCCACGGCAAAAUGUCUAUUUAAUCCGUAGCACAUUAAUGAUGCAAACUAAAAAGACUCAUUUUCUACGAUACCCGAUUCCUUUCUAGCUUAAAUAAAUAAAUUAUGUUUUUUCCCCCCUCCCUA
Molecule: messenger RNA, 7593 nt
Organism: Corythoichthys intestinalis (scribbled pipefish)
Lineage: Eukaryota; Metazoa; Chordata; Actinopteri; Syngnathiformes; Syngnathidae
Gene: prkd3
Product: protein kinase D3
Exons: 21
Coding region: 3043-5475 (810 amino acids)
Biological process (GO): protein phosphorylation
Molecular function (GO): ATP binding; protein serine/threonine kinase activity
Source: RefSeq, a predicted model, not a curated record